UAUAUACAGCUACCAGAAGAAAACACGCGCCCAACUCCACCACAGUGGGGGGCGGACCGGGAGGACUACAAGUAAAGUUGGGACAUUGCCAUUAAUAUUGGCUUUAUAUUGGAAUUAAACUAGGGCUGCGCAUACCUGCCCAUCAUAACUUGUAUCUGUAGUUAAACUACUCUCAGUAGUCGUCGUCUGGAUUGAUAACGGCAGCUCAGUACCGUCGACAGUAACUCUGCACCGCUGCUCCACAAACCACCAGCAGAAUGGAUCCUGAAGGUGGCCCACAUAGUCCAGAGGGAGAGCCCGCCACGACAGACCAGAACCCCAAAAACCAGAGGAGUCUGAGGAGCCUUCAUACGCUGGCCACGAGGUUUGUCAGGUUGUUACAAAAAGCUGAUGGAGGUGUGCUGGACCUCAAAGAGGCAGUCAGUAUCCUGGCUGUCGGACAGAAAAGGCGAAUCUACGACAUCACGAAUGUGCUGGAGGGCGUUGGUCUGAUUGUGAAAAUCUCCAAGAGCAUUGUAAAGUGGAUUGGUGCAAUGCCAGGAGAAUAUUCACCCGGGUCAACCAACAGACUGAUGGAGUUGAAGUUUGAGCUGGCGGACUUGGAGCAGAAGGAGUGUAUGUUGGACCAGCAGAAGUUCUGGGUUGAACAGAGCACCAGGAAUACAAGAGAAGACUGCAGCGAUCUGACCUAUGUGAAUCAUGAAGAUAUCUGCAACUGCUUCAGUGGCCAUACUCUCUUGGCAGUACGAGCACCAUGUGGCACACAGAUGGAUGUUCCCAUUCCCAAAGCUGUUCAGAACAGCCCAGCAAAGUACCAGAUCCAUCUGAAAAGCAUCAAUGGACCGAUAGACGUCGUACUUCUUAACAAACUCUCUGUCAGCUCUGAUCCUGUCGUGCUGCCGGUCCCACCGCCUGAAGAACUUUUACGGAACGCCAAAUCAGCCAUGUCCACUUCAGAUGAGACAGAAAGCAGUACCGCACCGUGUCAGGCUUCAGCUAAUAUCAAACAUGGCACUAAAUCUCGAAGGACGGUCUUAGAGGACAUGCUGCACCUUAAGUCAUCAUCAUGUUUAAACGCUGAGCCUAACAGAACUGACGCAUCUGGAUUGCGAAAUUUAUCAAAAGAACUGCGGGAUGUACUACGCACAACCAAAGAAUCAAUGAAUGCAAAUCUGAUCAAAGAGCUUAUGGCCUCUGAAGUCUUUUCUCCGCUCCUCCGUCUGUCUCCGCCCCCAUCUGAACACGAAUACGCCUACAAUCUGGAAGAGAGUGAAGGCCUCUGUGAUGUCUUUGAUGUUCCUAUGCUCAAUGUUUGAUGAUGAACUCCUGUGUUAAGGACUUCAAAAGUACAACAUUUUACUCCAGCAAUGUACAUAGUUGUCUGUUUUUAAAUAGUUAUUUGAUUAUACCAAAUAAUAAACAAAUGAUUUUGAA
Messenger RNA from Sebastes umbrosus (honeycomb rockfish), 1434 nucleotides. RefSeq names its product transcription factor E2F4-like. The transcript is spliced from 10 exons. Bases 258 to 1316 code for a protein of 352 amino acids. Gene Ontology annotation, biological process: regulation of transcription by RNA polymerase II. Gene Ontology annotation, cellular component: RNA polymerase II transcription regulator complex. Gene Ontology annotation, molecular function: protein dimerization activity; RNA polymerase II cis-regulatory region sequence-specific DNA binding; DNA-binding transcription factor activity, RNA polymerase II-specific. NCBI's taxonomy places the organism in Eukaryota, Metazoa, Chordata, Actinopteri, Perciformes, Sebastidae. The record is from RefSeq and is a predicted model, not a curated record.